Messenger RNA from Lactuca saligna, 1560 nucleotides. NCBI's taxonomy places the organism in Eukaryota, Viridiplantae, Streptophyta, Magnoliopsida, Asterales, Asteraceae. The record is from the annotation of a GenBank genome assembly.
AUGGAGACAGUGGCCAAAACUGAGAAGAAGCCUCAUGUCAUCUUUAUCCCACUUCCAGCCCAAAGCCACGUAAAGGCUAUGCUGAAACUAGCGCAGCUUCUUCACCACAAGGGACUCCAAAUAACAUUUAUUAACACAGAGUUCAUCCACAAGCGUUUGCUCAAGUCUGGUGGUGCCCACAGCCUCGAUGGAUCAAAUGGUUUCCAAUUUGCAACCAUUCCUGACAGCAUUCCUCGUAGUUCUGAAGAUGACGAAGCUAAAGAACUGCUCAUUCCUUAUGUUGAAACCCACCUCCUGACUCCUUUUCUUGAUCUUGCAACCAAACUAUCUACUCCUCCAACUCUUAUCAUCUCCGAUGGCUUCACGUCGGUUUUCACCAUCGAUGCUGCCCAAAAAUUGGGAAUCCCGGUCAUGCUCUACUGGACACUUUCGGCUUCUGGCUUCAUGGGUUUUUACCAGACCAAAUCUCUCAUGGAGAAAGGACUUACACCACUAAAAGAUGAAAAUUACUUGACAAAUGGAUUUUUGGAAACCAUUGUUGAUUGGAUCCCAGGAAUGAAAGGAAUCCAGCUUAAGCAUUUACCGAUAUUAGACCCUUCGCACAAACUGUUUAGGUUCUGUAUGGAAGCUACACAAAAUGCCCACAAAGUCUCAUACAAUAUUAUUCACACGUUUGACACAUUGGAGACUAGUCUUGUGGAUGCUCUUUCAUCCAUGAUUCCUCAUGUUUACACGGUUGGUCCAGUUCAGUUACUUCUUAAUCAGAUUCCGGCAAAGGAAAGACAAGCUAAACUGUCGAAUUUCAAUGGAUACAGCUUAUGGAAAGAAGAACCAGAGUGUUUGAAAUGGCUCGAAUCCAAGGAAUUAAAGUCUGUGAUUUAUGUGAACUAUGGGAGUUCAACAGUAAUGUCUUUACAAGAUCUUAUAGAAUUUGGUUGGGGACUUGCUAAUAGCAAUCACUAUUUCCUUUGGAUAAUUAGAUCGGAUGUGGUUGCUGGAGAAUCCGCAGUUUUGCCUCCUGAGUUUGAGGAGGUUAUAAAAAAGAGAGGUUUUAUAGCAAGCUGGUGUCCACAGGAAAAGGUGCUGGAGCACCCUUCGGUUGGAGGGUUCUUGACUCAUGGUGGUUGGGGUUCCACCAUUGAGAGCUUGACAGCUGGUGUACCAAUGAUAUGUUGGUCUUAUCUGUGGGACCAGCUGACUAAUUGUAGGUAUAUAUGCAAGGAAUGGAAGGUUGGGAUGGAGAUGGAGAAGGAGGUGAAAAGGGAGGAAGUUAGUAAGCUUGUACAGGAGUUGAUGGGAGACGGUGGUCUUGUGAUGAGGAAGAAAGCCAUGGAGUGGAAGGAAAAGGCUAGUGCUGCAACGGCUGCCAAUGGUUCUUCGUCCUUGAACGUCAACAAUCUUAUCGAAGAAAUCAUUAUGUUGUCUAGAAAUUAAAUAACGAUUCAUUUUACGAAUCUAAUAAAUAAAUAACUUCUUUAUCAUUGUUACAUUUUACGAAUCUAAUAAAUAACUUCAUAUACUUGACUUCAUGCAUUCAAUUACUAAAUUUAUUAUUUUACA